This is a messenger RNA of Stylonychia lemnae, 2589 nucleotides long. The record is from the annotation of a GenBank genome assembly. Lineage: Eukaryota; Ciliophora; Spirotrichea; Sporadotrichida; Oxytrichidae.
AUGAAGACUUAAACAUCAAGUUAAUCACAAUCAUUUACUAGAGUUCCAGCUAAUAAACACACCACUUAAUGCAAAAAAGAAUCUAAAUCCAACAAAGCAACUGAAUUGAAACCUUCAAAUAAGCAUUAUCAAACUCUAGCUCAAAAGCAUGAAAAGAUUUCUCACAAUAAUAAUGUUUUUAAUGGUAAAAAUAUGUCUGAUCAUACCAAGGCUUCCAAUUACUAUCAAGUCAAAGCUUAGCCUUAACUAGCCACAAGAUAACAAACAAUAGCCUAACAAUCAAUGAGAUAAUAAGCUGCUGUUUUCAAAGACAUUAAUGGUUAGCCUUAAGCAUUUACUAGAGAUAUGCUUAAUUAGUUUUAUGAUGAUAAUGCUACUAUAAAAGUUUCCAAAAUGCCCUCUAAUUUAGUAGAAGUACCAAGAGUUAAUGAAAAAUACGAAAUCUCAUCUUUCUUUAGUCAGCCUUAUCCAUAGUAAUACCUAGAUAAUUUAAGAACACUAGGCAUGAUGGAUAAUAAAAGUAAAGAUCCUAUUUUGAACCUUAAUCCAACAUUCUACACUAAUUCUCUGCAAUCUAAUCAAACCUAAAGUCAACUAAGAAGUCUCGACCCAUACAAUGAUAUAUUCAACAAACAAAAGGACUAUCACACAACAACCUAAUAAAAUGCUUAUAUCAAAGACUUUAUCUAUAGAACCGACUUUGAUCACCCCUUAUCUUUCCAUAAUUAAACUAUUGAUCCAAAUUUCAUGCCUUAAUUACAAGUUAAUUUCCCACCAUUGGUAACAGAAAAGACUUUGAAAAAUACUACUCUGGUAUAAAAUGGAUUUUAUAGCAAGGAACCUUUGACUCUUAAUUCAAACAGCUUUAAGGAACCAAGGAACUAAACUUUCGUUUAAACUAUGGAUGAGAGAAUGAUGCCUUUCAAUGAUAAGGAAAACUACAAUGGUGGAAAUGUAUUCUAGCAAUAAAAUCUACUUUAUCAAGCUAAUCAAGAAUUAUUGAUGGAUAUUGAAGCAAAAUAAAAAGAAUAAGAAUAUCAGUAAUAUAUGUCAUAAAAGCAGUAACAAGAGUUGCUAGAAAACUAGCGAGUAAAUGAAGUUAGUCCAGGUGGAACUAAAAGAAUAAUUCCAUUGAGAAAUCCCUCAGUAUAAUCAUUAUUUGACAAGCAUCCAUUCAGUAAGAAUAACAAUAAUACAGGAUAAUACAGUAUCUCUCCAGGUAAAGAGUCUUAAAGCUCUCCUAUUCCUAGAAUAGAAGAUUAAUACAUUCCAGAAUCAGAACAAAAACAAGAGAGACUGCCAGAAAAGAGAUUGGUGCUAUCGAUUCAAAUGAGAGAGGAAGAGUCACCUGUGAGAAGUAAUAACAAUAAUAGUAUACAAGGAUAUGGAAACGAUUAUUAGAGCUCUCCAGAGUACCAAGAAGAUCCAAUGAUGCAACCAAGAGGACUCAAUCUGUUUAAUGAGAAUUUUAGUUCAAGCAAGUAUCUCGAUAAGUAUCCAGCUAUGGAUGAGUAAUGUAGAAAAGAUCUACCUCCUGCUACUUUCACUAAUGACAGCAGAUAGAAAAAUAAUACUAUUUCCCCAUAAAAGAGUGUUAGAUUUGAUAAUAACACUAAGGUUGAUAUUAAGCAGCCUAAUUCAUAAUAGUAUAAUGUCAAUGAAAAAUUAGCUAGCAGUGGGAACAGCUAAGAACAGAGAAGUAACAAAUCUAAGAGAUCUAGAGGUCAGAGCAGUGAGAAAAGAUAAUAACUAGAUUCUGAAGAUGAAGACGAGUAUGAUGAUGAAGAGGAUGAGGAAAGUGAAGAUGAAGACUAGGAUGAGAGUGAUGAUGAAGUUAUGGAUCACAAUUUGCAAGACAAAAUUGAGAAAAUUAAGAAAAAUUUAAAGGAUACUAAUUCUGAUAGCUCAAAUAUAGUAGGUGGUAGCAGAGAUGAUACCAUCAAUAAGCUUGAAGAAGUACUCAAAAGAUAGAGAGAUAGACUUGAAAAUAUGACUAUUACAAAUAAAUCUGGUGGGGCAGUUUAGUCUAGUGAUCGAUAAUACUAGACGCAAAUGACUAAUAACCAUGGAUCUGAACUAACUUAAAAUUUUGAUCUAUCAAAAACUUCACCAAUGGAUACCGUCAAAACUUCUAAAAGACCUGGAGGAGCCCAGCCUAAUUUAGAGAAAGCCUAUGAAGAUUUAGAGAAAGAAAUAUUUGAGAUUAAGUCGAAGCUAUAAUAGUCUUUAGGAGCAAGCCAGCACAAUGAUAUUUCUUCUUAAAGAUAAUUUCAAUCAGCUGCUCAAAGUAUGAAUCACACAUAUGCCACUAAAAACGGAUCUUAGGGCAACUUGAAUGAUAAUGCUAGACACUAAAAGCAAAGUAUGAGAAGUACACAAGGUCCAGGAGCUCAUCCAAGCUAAUAUGCUGGAAGGACGAGUUCGAAUUUCAGAUCUCCUGGUGAGCUUGAAGAACAUGAUUAUAGUCUAAGCGUCAGUGAUCUUAAUAAUAGCAUGUACAAUUCAAGCAGAGGAUUAGGCCAUGGAUCAAAUGGUUUCUAGAAUCUGCAAGGAUCAGAUGGAGUUAUUCCACCUAAAUUUAAAUAUUGA